Messenger RNA from Oenanthe melanoleuca, 2377 nucleotides. Its product is annotated as trichohyalin-like. Bases 176 to 2071 code for a protein of 631 amino acids. Lineage: Eukaryota; Metazoa; Chordata; Aves; Passeriformes; Muscicapidae. The transcript has 12 exons. The record is from RefSeq and is a predicted model, not a curated record.
GUUUGGACCCUGGAGCUGUCAACAGCUCGUGAUCAUUUGGGCUUGGACCUUGCAAAGGCCAACGGCAUCUUGCUUGUGUGCUAUUGACCCUGCAAAGGCCAACGACCUGUGGAGAUUGGGGUUUAGACCCUGCAAAAUCCAACGGCCUUUGGACACUGGGGUUUGGUCACUGUUCAUGCCAAAGGGCCAGAUGGAGACCCAGCAGGUGCUGUUAGACGACACUGACAGUAUGGCCAAUUCCAUCAUCUGCACUAACAGUCCUGGGAACAUCUUCUCAACUCUGACACCCACUAAUGAACAGCAUCCCUUUGAACGGGUUCAGCAAGCCACAGAGAAUUGUGGGAGCUUGCAGCAACAUUUUGAGCAAAUGGCAGAGAAAUGCCAGAGGCUCAGAAGCAUAGAGGCUCUAUGCCAGCAAAACAUAGACCAUCUGCUAGAAAAAAUCAGAAGGGACUGUGCAAAUAUGGAGAAGUCCAGGGAAAUGCUACAGCAAUGCAUAGGAAUCCCGGAGCCAGAAGCCUUGUGUCUGCGUCAGAUGAACACCAAGCAGAGGAAGGAAGCAUCAGCCCAGGCAAAAAAGGCAGAGCAGAAGGACAGGAUGGAGGCAAGUGAGCAUGAAAGGCACCAUGCAGAGAUGCUGCAGCAAUGGGAAAAAGAGAAGGCAGAGAGAGAGCAAGAGCACAAGAAGGUGCUGUUUGAGAUGAGGCAGAAAGUUGCCACCCUGCAGACCCAACAAGAAGCAGAACAAACCAGAUUUGAAAAUGCCAAGCAAGAGGUGCUGCUGGAAGAGCAGAAUGAGAGGAGUGCUUUAUCAGAGGCACUGCUCCAGACUCAGGGAGAGCUCAGCCGAGCCUGCCAGCAGGUCCAGCAGCUCAGGCAGGAGGUGAAAGAGCAGCAAGAGAAGGGGCAGACCAUCAAGGCAGAGCUGCAAGCUGAGCUGCAGGAAGCUCACAGUGAAUUCCAGGCAGCACAGAGGAGGCACAAGGAAGAGCUACAAGGCAUCAAGGAGGAAAUGAAUCUCCUUCUUGAGCAGAGGGAGGCUCUACAAAAGCAGAUCCGGGCCCUGCAGGACACAGUGCUGGAGAUGGAGUCAGCCCAGGCAACUCAAAAGAAGGAGCUGCUGCAAGAGCUGGAGGAGUUGCGGGCAGGAGAACAGUGCUUGAAGGCCUCUGUGCAUUUGCUGGAGACUGAAGUGUCCCAGCUGCGUGUGAGGUUCCAGAGGUCUGAGCACAAAGCUCUUGCCUUGGCCAGACAGUGUAACUCCUCAGAGCUGGAGCUGAGGAAGGCAAAGGCUGAGAUGGACAAACUCAGAGCCCACAACCAGGAGCUGCAGAUGAAGUUGGCAGAAAAUUGGUGGAAGGAACAACUCAAGCACACCUCUCGAGAAAUUGCCCUGCAGAAAGAGGCCACUGAAAGGCAGGAAGAGGCUGAGACUCUUCGUCAGGAAGUGGCAUCUCUGCAGAGGAAAUUGGAGAGCCUGGAAAAGGAAAGGAAGGAUGUUCUGCAUGAACGGGAAAUGUACCAGCAGAAGAUGAGAGAUCUGGAAAAGAAGAAUGAAAUGCAUGCAGCUGAGAUGAGAAAUCAUAAGGAAAACAGUCAACAAUUGGAAGUGGAGAGGGAAGGGAUGCAGGAGGAGUUGGAGCAUGGGGCUGCAGCUUUGAAGAAAUGGAUAGAGUAUGCUCAAGUCCUGAGGGCUGCACUGAGCAAGAGUGAAAUGGCCAAAGGGGCUUUGAAGAAAGAUUUGGACAUCCUAAAGGAAAAGACUUGUAUCCAGCCAGCUUUUAAAGCACAAGUGGAGAAACUGUACUGUAUGUCAGAUACCAGCCUGGAAUGUGAGCAACCAGGUGCAUCACCAGAAAAUGAGAACACAGAGUGGCCUGAAUUGAGCACUGACCCCAGGGGGAUUUACAAGGUGGUGGCAUCUGAAGGGAGAAGAAUCAGAACAUUUAGGAGAGUGUUCUACCCGGACUACUUUACAUUGUCUCUCCGCGAGUCUGCCCAGCAAGAUACGUCGACUUAUAAAAGAGAAGAGUCCUCCAGUAGCUCAGGGGAGCCACAGCUCUCCUGCUGAUGCACAGCCCGUGGAGAAAGGGGUGUCCCUGCUGCACUCACAGCUGGCCUGGGACUGACAGGACAACCUGGAGACCUGCGCAGGGAGCAGGCUGGAGACACUCCCACUGAGUCACAAAGUGCAGAAGGGACCUCCUUGCUUCCUAAACUUCUCAGAGAGGAGCCAGGGAGCAGCUGGAUAUAGUCUUAGACUUAGUCAAUAGUUGAUGUUUAUAGGAUAGUGUAGGUGUAAUUGAGCUUUUAUACAGCUGUGUUCCAUAGGAUGAAGGAUAUAUUUAUAGACGAAUAAAGAGUUUAUUAUGAUCAC